AUGCCUAGCGCAAACCUACACCAUAACAUCAGCAACAACUUGUGCACGAUAUUGAUGGUAGCUUUGGAGCCCUUUGCAGACUCAUCACACUAUAACCUUCAAGACUUCAAGACCUACAUCGAACUUCUAGACCCGGUCGAGAGCCACGGCUCGGAGGAUAACCUCAGGAGUUUGAAGCAGGAGGGCGAGGACUUGUCCAAGAUCGUGGACGAGGUCGGUUCAGACGAAAAGCAGGUAGAGGAGGAGAUGACGGCGAUGACGAAGAAGAUCCAGGAGUUGGAUCAGCAGAUGGAAGAGUCCAGGCUGCAACGCCAGGAUGAAAACAAGGAGUACAAGCAGGCGAUUGCUGACAGCGUCCGUGCAUGCGAUCUGCUCCAGCGGGCCAAGGAUCGGCUCAGCCGCUUCUACACCUCGACGGCCGCAAAAGCCAAAGCAAAGGUUGCCCUGCUGGCGCAGCGUCGGCUCCGCCUCCGGAAAAUCGCUGCCGCCUCCCGCGCUAUUGAGGCUGCAG
Symbiodinium natans is the source of this 511-nucleotide messenger RNA. Lineage: Eukaryota; Dinophyceae; Suessiales; Symbiodiniaceae. The record is from the annotation of a GenBank genome assembly.